Molecule: messenger RNA, 717 nt
Organism: Adineta ricciae
Lineage: Eukaryota; Metazoa; Rotifera; Eurotatoria; Adinetida; Adinetidae
Source: the annotation of a GenBank genome assembly
AUGAUGAUGACUAUGGACCAACCUUCAGCGUCUGGAUUCGGUGAUUUCGGCGGUGCUUAUGCAUCUGAUCCAUUUGCAUCAAAUCAAUCAUCUUCACCACCAAUUGGUAAUGAUCCAGAUGUUGAUUGGAGUGUUUUCGAGAAUGCUGAACGAUAUUUAUUACGUGAUGAUAGUGCAUGGAUAACACGAUUAAGCAAAGACUUUUGGUGGAAUCUCGAUCGCAUUUCGGAAAUGAUAACCCACGAUAUUCCAUCUGCUCAACAAAUGAAUAAUCGACCUAAUCAGCAGAAAUUCAAUCAACAAUCUUUCCUUCAACAAUCAGCUCCACCUGCGAGUAAACCGUUUCCUCCGCAAGCUCCAAAUCCAAUGCAAUUUACAGGUGUUCCACCACGAAAAAUCGUUGGUCAACGUGCUGGAAGCAAUGCAUUCCGCAAUCCUUCGAUGUUCAAUGGUGGUUUUGCUUCACCUCCACCCUCCUCAUCAUCGUCGUCAUCGUCAUCAGGCUCAACGAUUGUUCGCCCACCAAAUACCAAUCUUGCUAUGAAUACGAAUUUCAACAUUCCAGACAAAUCUAGUUUCUUUCAAGCUUUUUCAUCAAUGUCACUUGCUGGUGGUUCUAAUGAUCAAGAUAUUGAAUAUAAUCCAUUUCAAUCAAAAAUAUCAUUUGAUAACAACAUGUGGGGAAACAAUUCCCAACAACCAAUCCCGUGGCAAUAA